Molecule: messenger RNA, 774 nt
Organism: Rhinocladiella mackenziei CBS 650.93
Lineage: Eukaryota; Fungi; Ascomycota; Eurotiomycetes; Chaetothyriales; Herpotrichiellaceae
Exons: 1
Coding region: 1-774 (257 amino acids)
Source: RefSeq, a predicted model, not a curated record
AUGGACUUUGAGUCGGUUACAGAUGUUGUCCGACAGCUGACAUUGUAUCCACUUGACUUGAUCCGGAAAGGUGGUACAGAUUUUAUCCACCCAUCGACUUACCGUCAGUAUCGACCUGCUUCUUUGCAGAUCGCAAUCGAUAUUUGCCAUCUCCAAGAGGACCUGGGGCCGCAAGACCGGGUUGUCCAGCCAAGAGAUUUCCAGUCCUCUGCACACGCUUUGAUCUCAACUGCAAGGUCCGCUGUCAGUUUCGUCGACAUCCUGUCAUUUGUCCAAAGCCUGUGUUUGCUGCAGAUCAUGGCACUCUUCUCCCCGACGUCAACAAAGGAAGAACGUGAAGGAGGGUUCCGUCGCCAGCAGCUUUUGGCAGACUGGACCACGAAACUUUGGGCCAGCGCACCCACCUCACUCCCCAGCACUCUGUCGACACAUGAAGCCUAUGUUCUCGCUGAAGCGGUCCGAAGAACCAUAAUUGUCGCUCACAAAAUUGAAGGGGCCACUCGUGUUCUCCGUACGGGGUUUUUCAAACUUACCCUUUUCGUCGAGAGUUUACCUUUCGGUGGGAAUAUGGAUCUCUGGGAUUCGGAACUUCGGGAUGAUGAGAUUGACGUUAAAGAUGCCGGGCUGUUGUCGUAUCGCGAAUAUUGUGACUUAUGGGAUGCUGGGUUGAUUCAUUCUGCAACACCGUUUGAGCGACUGCUGCUGGUAGCCUGCAAAGGCAAAGCCGCCGUAGAUGAGAGAUUGGGACCACAGAUGAAGGUUGGUCGCCAGUAA